Maniola jurtina (meadow brown) is the source of this 665-nucleotide messenger RNA. RefSeq lists its product as uncharacterized. NCBI's taxonomy places the organism in Eukaryota, Metazoa, Arthropoda, Insecta, Lepidoptera, Nymphalidae. The transcript is spliced from 4 exons. The record is from RefSeq and is a predicted model, not a curated record. Gene Ontology annotation, molecular function: protein binding. The coding region runs from base 68 to 463 and encodes 131 amino acids.
GUACCUAAAGUAGCUACGUAAAGUACCCGUAUAUACCUUAAUAUUUUGUGAUACCCAAUAAUCCGUGAUGUAUGAAGGAAUUUUUAUUUUUGGCUCUAAAUUGUUCGAAAAAACACAAAGUGAUGCCGUUUCAUCAUUGCCGCUUGAGCUCUCUUGGAAAAUAUUCUUAUAUUUGGACGACUCAUCUUUACGUAACGCCAGUCAUGCAAAUAAAAUAUGGAGUAGAAUCAUAAUGGCUCAUAGGAAGCUGAGAAGUCGGCUGAAUCAGUUUGAACUAGCUCUAAAGUUGGGUUCAAAGAAAUUAGCGAGAUUUUAUAAGUCGAAUAAAAGGCUUUUGAAAAAGUUGUCUAAGAAGAAUUAUUUGCCUACUGGAGAAAACAUGGUGGAAUCAACGAAAAAAACUGAUAAAGCGAAAAGGGGCGGUGAAGAUAUACUAAUCCAUACUAAGAGAUUCAAAUUAUGAGCUUAUGUACCUAGGUACUUUUUUAAUACCUAAUACUUAACAGUUAAUACACCAAAAUAAUUUCAAGAUUUCGACUAUGAAUCGUCUCUACGGGUAUCCUCGCCUACGACAAGAACACAUUCAUAUCACAUGCCACCGUCAACGUGACAGAAGGCGGUCUCGGCUUCAACUACGUGACACUGCGUAUGGCGAGCGACUCUGG